Cyanidioschyzon merolae strain 10D is the source of this 2751-nucleotide messenger RNA. Its product is annotated as similar to diaphanous-related formin. Gene Ontology annotation, molecular function: actin filament binding. The record is from RefSeq and is a predicted model, not a curated record. Gene Ontology annotation, cellular component: cytoskeleton; cytoplasm. Bases 1 to 2751 code for a protein of 916 amino acids. Gene Ontology annotation, biological process: actin filament network formation; cortical actin cytoskeleton organization. The transcript has a single exon. NCBI's taxonomy places the organism in Eukaryota, Rhodophyta, Bangiophyceae, Cyanidiales, Cyanidiaceae.
AUGUGGCUUCGUACGGUCCGCGGCAAAGCGAAUCGCCGGCAGCAUGAACAGCAACUAGCGCCUCAGCAGACGGAAUCUGCACUCUUGAAUGCACUUACCGUGCGGGACGAAGGUGAGCGGGGAGUUUCGAAACAGGGGACAGCCACGGCGGACCCUAGCGACGCGGAGCGUCAACUGCGGCUUGCGCUUGCAGCCUCUCAGCAGGAAGUAUCCGUGCUGCAACGGGUCCUUCGCGAUAUGGAGAUAGACCAGUCUAGAAAAGUGGCUUCUGCUCGGCAUACCUGGCGCCCUGGAGAGUCGCGAGCACCCGACAGUAGGCGUUCGGGUCGCGAGGAGCUGCGCGCGGUGACGCUGGAACUUCAGGAGCUGCGCGAGCGAAACGCACAACUCGAGAGGGAAAUCGAGCGCGCUCAUAGCAAAGACGGGCAGCUCGUACAGCGGACCUCCGAUGACGGCUAUGUUCGCCAGAUGCGGGCGCGCCUGCGGCAGAAGGAGGCUAUUAUGGAGGCCGAACGAGAACGUUUCCAGUGCCUUGAGCGCGAGCACCGACAGCUCCAGAAAGAGACCCUGGCAUUGCAACAGGACACCGAGCUCCUUUUGAAUGAAUACGAAUCAGCCCAGCAGAUCAUUCUUUCGUUGCGGAAAGAGCUGAAACACUACGCUCUGCAGGAGCAGCACCAAUCGAUACCUGAGGCCCGCAAGCGAGACGCACCCGCACAACAGCUCAAAGCGGGAGGUCCACAUGAAAGAGGCAAAGCUCACGCACUUAAGGAUUUCGCGCAACAGGAGGUAGGUUCAGCUAGCGUUUUAGAUCAUAUGAUGCAACCGAUGCUGGAGAAGGAGUUCGGAGAAGAGUGCAUUCGUUGCGAGCGGUGUGGUGCGCGCAUGCGGCUUCCGGUGUGCAAUAUCCGGAGUGCUGGUGCCACCGCGGAUGUUCCGACAAGAGAUACGACACAGACUGGAGCACACAACAAGUUCUCGCAGGAGGCUCCAAGUGAGCAGAAAGAGAAUCCGCAAGGUCAGUGCCCAGAAGCGGGAUCUUCUCUGGGUCCGCAGGAUAUCCGGAGUUGUUCCGCAACGGAUCCGACGCCACCGCCACCGCCACCGCCACCACCACCGCCAACAUCCCUGGGUGCACAGGCUGGACGAUUGAGCGGGCAAGAGGUGGAAAGUGCAGGGGGUCCGCCGCCACCGCCACCACCGCCGCCACCGCCACCACCGCCGCCACCGCCGCCACCGCUGCAUGAUGCUCCCAAAAGCAUACAGAAUGAAGAAAAACAUUUCGUACGAAAGUCGGGUUCUAUGGAUGCGCUCCAACCGCGAAAACCGCCCAUCCAUCCCCGGGUGGAAAUGCGGAGUUUCUUCUGGAAGCGCAUUAUUCUACCGGCUAGCAGCUCUAGCAGAUCUUCCAAUGAUCAAGCAGCGAACAAACCAGAUGAGACGAUCUGGUCCCAGAUUCACGAAGUACCUUUCGAUCUCGAUGAAUUUGAGAGUCUUUUUGCUCGCAAACCACCCAGCAAAAAUAAGCAAGCAGUCAUUCCAGGAAAUGGGUCAGAGAAGACGAUGCCACUCCAGGGCAAUCGGGAUCAACGUUCCCGAGCAUUGGACCAGUCUUCGGUGUUGUUGGAGCACUCGGGCUUGUUGAAUGCAUCGUCCUCUGGUACUGGAUCGCGACGGACUGCCGCAGAUGAGCCCGCUCUUUUGGAUCCGAAGCGAGCGCAUCUUAUAGGCUUGCUCACUGCAUCGCUGCCGCCUAUAGAGCGCGUCAAAGAGGCCUUGCUGCGUAUGGACGAGCAGGCUCUCAGUCGUGGAGAUUGCGAUGCGCUAAUGAAAAUCAUUCCAACGGACGAGGAGGCAUCCAGGUUGUUGCAGGUCCAUCCGGGCCGUGCUCUGAACAAAACCGAGCAGUAUCUGCGGGAGCUCGCGAGACUCAGGUCUGCUCCGAUCCGACUACGGGCCCUGAUCUACCGGCAGUCAUUUGAGGAGCGCGCUGAACAGAUUCUAGCACCACUGGAGACCAUUCAAACGGCAUGUCGUUCCAUUCGCUCUUCCGAUGCGUUGCGGACGAUUCUAGCGGUUAUGCUUUCGCUGGGAAACUACAUGAACGGCGGCACCAGUCGCGGGCAAGCCGACGGGUUCGAGUUGAUAUCCGCUCUCGACAAGCUCGGAGACACCAAGGCGCUUGAUGGCCAAAUGACGCUUCUGACUUACGUUGCGUGCAUCUGUGGGCGAUUUUUUGCCGAAGAACGACCACCAAAUGAUUCUCGCGGCGAGCAGCGCAGGGCAGGGCAGCGCACAAACACCGAUGGCGAGUGCAAAGCUCUUUCAUCGUUGGAGAAACUCCAGCGUUCGUGCCGCGCUGCCGCGCGGGAGUCGCUCAAAGACGUUCAGACUGAGGUAGCUGGAAUGCGAACUGAACUGGAGGCUCUUCUUGAUUCGAUCCAUUUGGCGGUCAACGACACUAAACAGUGUCCUCGAGGCAGCUCAGAUGCUCACGAAAACAGUCAACUCGCACAUUGCAUGGAAGCGUUCGCGCGGGAAGCCCGAGAGGCGCUCCAUGAUAUUCAGGAAACGGUGCGACUGGCUGUUCAGGAGUACCAACGUACCCUCCGCUUUCUGGGUUACAGCUCUGCAGAGGCCCAGUCCAUCCAACCGGAGGAAUUCUUUGGACCGCUCAGUCGUUUUCUGGAGAGGUUUCGAAAUUGCCUCGGUGGGCGCCUCACCAGGAAAGAAGCCGUAACAGGCAGGUAA